UAGUGAUACCAAAAUGUAUGAUUUCUUAAAUACAAUGUAUUCACACUACAUGUUUCCUCUGAUCACAAAACCAUCACGUAUUAUCCCAAAUACAGCUACACUUAUCGAUAAUAUUUUUACUAAUUGCUUACACAACGACUUACAGAGUGGUCUGAUUUAUUCUGAUAUAUCAGACCACUUCCCAGUAUGGUGUGUGAACAAUAAACAGAUUAUUGAAUAUGCAAGUGUCAACACCACCCCCAAUGGUAGACUUAUUAAUAAUAAUCAACUUUUACAAUUUAAAUACAAACUCUUGAAUGUUGAUUGGACUCCAGUCCGAAAUACUGUAGAUGCAAACAAAUCAUAUGACUUAUUUAUUCAUAUAUUAUCCAAUUUGUAUAAUGAAUGUUUCCCUAUUGUUCAGAGGCGUAACUCUAAAUUGAAGUGUAAAAGCCCAUGGAUUACAACUGGUAUAUUGAAAUCAAUUCAUGUCAAACAGAAAAAAUCUGUAAGUAAGAGAAAAUAUGUUAAAUAUAAAAACUCACUUACUGCUACUAUAAGAUCUUCUAAAAAGAAAUAUUUUUAUAAUAUGUUUCAUAAGAUAAAAGGGGACAUGAAAAAAACUUGGAGUAAUAUCAAUGGACUUUUAGGGAAAAGGCGUCAAAAUAUUCCUGCGAAAAUGUAUCAUGAAAAUAUUCAUCUGUCCUCACCUCAUAUUAUCUCAAAUUCCUUUAACCAUUAUUUUGUCAAUAUUGCUGAAAAUAUUUCUCAGGAUAUACCUACCUCUUUUCAUAUAUUUCAUGACUUCAUGCCUGUUGAUAAGAGCUUCUCUUCUCUAUUCCUAACACCUACAUCUGUAUAUGAACUUCUAAAAAUUGUUUCUUCUAUGAAAUCAUCUAAAGCAAGUGGGUCUGAUGAUAUGGCCCCCAAAGUUCUUAAGGACUCUAUUCAUUUACUUGUUGAUCAGCUUUGUAUAAUAUCUAAUAAAUCACUAUCACAAGGGAUUAUACCUGACAGACUCAAAGUUUCCAAGAUUAUACCUGUGUACAAAAAGAAAAACCCUCAAAAUUUGGAAAACUACAGACCUAUAUCAUUGUUACCAUUUUUUUCCAAAAUUCUAGAAAGAGUUGUUCAUAAAAGAUUGUAUUCCCACCUUCAAAUUAAUGACAUUCUCAUACCUGAACAAUUUAGUUUCCAAUAUUAAUACGUGCUAAGUAGAUAUAUAAAAUGCAUUAAUUAAUUCUAAUUUUCUUCUCCUAUUUCAUGAGCUCUCUCCACUCCUACAAUUUUCUCUUUCUCUUUGCUUUUCACCAUGCCUACUCAUUCUAAUUUUUUUCUUCUGCAAUACUGACUCCCCCCUCUCUCUUUCUCUUUCUCUUUCUCCUUCUCUCUAUGUAUUCCUUCCCUAUGAUAUUUUACUAUAUCUCAUCUAUCUUAUUGUGUGUGUGUAUGCUAGUGUGUGUAUGCUAGGGUGUUUGUAUGUCUGUGUGUGGACGUGUACCUGUAUCUGUCUAUUUAUAUUAGCUGUUAAGAUGAUCACAAUUUCCUAAUUUAUAUUUAAUUUGCUGUUUUAUCAUUUUCGCAAAUGUUUAGAUAUUUCUGUAACAAAGUUAUAAAUCUUAUAUUGUAUACCGGGGCCCUGCUUACAAGCAACCUGCUUAUUAAGGGUAUCCCUCCAUGUUUAUGUUUAUAUUGUUAUUUUAAUACAAUGUGUCAAUACUAUGUUAUAUUUGUUCUUUUUUUAAAGAUG
Strongylocentrotus purpuratus (purple sea urchin) is the source of this 1729-nucleotide messenger RNA. RefSeq lists its product as uncharacterized. NCBI's taxonomy places the organism in Eukaryota, Metazoa, Echinodermata, Echinoidea, Camarodonta, Strongylocentrotidae. Bases 14 to 1183 code for a protein of 389 amino acids. The record is from RefSeq and is a predicted model, not a curated record. The transcript is spliced from 2 exons.